AUGGCGCCCCAACAGGUGGGGAGCGGGAGCAGAGUGGCGGCUGAGCUGUUUGAACGAAGCGGUGGUCGCUGUGAGGACAAGAAGCAGCAAUCAUCCCCACCCUCCCCCUCCUCUCGCCCCCAGACCCUGUUGGCGCUGCUGAUCUUGGUGCUGUACAUGGGCGCGGGGAUAUCAGGAAGAAGCUGGGAUGUGUCAGAAAGGAUCAGACAGUGUAGCUGCCCCCAACAUCCUGUGGCUUCCCAGGGGUUCGAACACCAGGCCAGUGGCCCCAUGAAAGAGCCGAUAAGGGUCAUCAGGACCUGGUUGAAGGAGAACGUGCAAGUUUUCCUGGAAAAGCUGGAGAGCGAGGUGUGCAAGAUGGAGCAGCUGGUGCGGGACCUGGAGGAGUGGCUGGAUCUCCUCCUGGGGGAGGGGCAGCCCCAGGGGCCCUGCUGCACCCACAGAAAUCACAUGUAGGAAGCCAGGGCUGGGACCUGGGGAGAGAGGCCAAGGACAUGGGGGAGAGGCUUGCCAGGGGCUCCUCCAAGUAGGGCGAAGCCCU
Phyllostomus discolor (pale spear-nosed bat) is the source of this 541-nucleotide messenger RNA. RefSeq names its product small integral membrane protein 23 (gene SMIM23). The record is from RefSeq and is a predicted model, not a curated record. The transcript has 4 exons. Bases 1 to 456 code for a protein of 151 amino acids. NCBI's taxonomy places the organism in Eukaryota, Metazoa, Chordata, Mammalia, Chiroptera, Phyllostomidae.